Molecule: messenger RNA, 1395 nt
Organism: Hyalella azteca
Lineage: Eukaryota; Metazoa; Arthropoda; Malacostraca; Amphipoda; Hyalellidae
Product: ketosamine-3-kinase-like
Exons: 9
Coding region: 62-1039 (325 amino acids)
Source: RefSeq, a predicted model, not a curated record
UUUACCACGUUUUACUGAAAUUAUAUACAUUAUAACUAAAACAACACUAAUAAAAGUUACAAUGCUGACAAAAGAUAUUCUGAAGAAGAUUGAGAUUGCAUUGGAUUUGACAUUUUUGCAGCCAACAAAGAAAGGUGGUGGAGGUUGCAUCAAUGAAGGUGUCAUUUAUAAUUCCAAUAUUGGAGAGCUUUUUCUCAAACAAAAUUCAAAACAAGGGUCCAAAUUGAUGUUUGAAGGGGAGUUAGAGAGCCUGCGUGCCAUACACAAGACUGAGACUAUAAGAGUUCCCAAACCCCUGGCCCUUGUUGAGGAUGAAAAGAGUUGUAGCAGCACCGUGGUUUUGGUCAUGGAAGCUCUGGAUAUGAAGGGAGGUGCUGCAGGAGCUCAGCUGGGCUCACAGCUGGCAGACUUACACCUGCACAACCUGAAGCUCCGUGACCCGACUGGUGCAUCGCGCAUGUCUGCCUCGUCUGAAGAAGCUGGAGACGGAACUGAUAUUGUUUAUGAAAAGCGCUUUGGUUUCAGCGUGCCCACAUGUUGUGGCUUUAUACCUCAAGACAACGAAUGGUGCGAUGACUGGCAGGUUUUCUUUGCCCGCAAACUAGACUUCCAAAUCAAGAAACUCCAGACUGAAAGCAGCGGCAGGAGCGUGGGAGAGGCAGUGGAGCUGUGGCCACAACUGCAGCGUGAGGUGCCUCGUCUUUUUGAGGGCGCAUCUGACGUGACGCCGUCGCUGCUACACGGCGACCUCUGGGGCGGCAAUGCGGCCACCGUUCAGGAGCACGGGGCCUCCAUACCCGUUGUGUUUGACCCUGCAAGUUUCUAUGGGCACCACGAGUAUGACCUCGCCAUAGCUGCGAUGUUUGGCGGCUUCAGUAAAGAAUUUUUUUCCUCUUACUUCGAGAAGCUGCCCAAGGCUGCGGGCUGGGAGUCCCGACAUCAGCUGUACCAGCUCUUCCAUUACCUCAAUCACUGGAAUCAUUUUGGGUCUAGCUACUCCAGCAGCAGCUUACACAUCAUGAAGACCCUCACUAAGUAGGCUGGACACCACACCGCGCCACGAGCUUCCACCUGCCACGUCCUCUGCACGGCAUAUUUUGUUUUGUAGGAAGUAUUCCAUAAGGAAGCCACCCUGACCUUAUAUCUAAAGUAGAUGCAAAAGGAAUAUUCGUUUUCGAUCAGUUUGUUUUAGUAUUUUUUUGUAAGUGAUAUCGAGAAUCAUUAUUUAUAUCAGUUGGUGAUUCCGGAGUUGAUACGAUACGGUCCCUUGAAACGGUCCUAUGAGGCAGCUACUUCCACCCCCCCCCCUCUAUCACCCGAGGGCUAAAUUAGCAAAUACCUUACCAAAUUUGGAUCAGUGCAUAUAUUCUGUCUUAUUACCGAUUAAGAAACAUA